Dromiciops gliroides (monito del monte) is the source of this 1726-nucleotide messenger RNA. Its product is annotated as 14-3-3 protein epsilon. Gene Ontology annotation, cellular component: cytoplasm. The coding region runs from base 78 to 845 and encodes 255 amino acids. NCBI's taxonomy places the organism in Eukaryota, Metazoa, Chordata, Mammalia, Microbiotheria, Microbiotheriidae. The record is from RefSeq and is a predicted model, not a curated record. The transcript has a single exon. Gene Ontology annotation, biological process: signal transduction.
GCGAGAGGCUGACAAGAGAGUCGGAGGCGCCAUCCGCUGCCAACCGUCGCGCAGACCCUGCCGGAGCCGCCGCCGCUAUGGACGAUCGAGAGGAUCUGGUGUACCAGGCGAAACUGGCCGAGCAGGCCGAGCGAUACGACGAAAUGGUGGAGUCAAUGAAGAAAGUAGCAGGAAUGGAUGUGGAGUUGACAGUUGAAGAAAGAAACCUACUGUCAGUUGCAUAUAAAAAUGUGAUUGGAGCCAGAAGAGCAUCCUGGCGGAUAAUCAGCAGCAUUGAACAGAAAGAAGAAAACAAGGGAGGAGAAGACAAGCUAAAAAUGAUUCGGGAAUAUCGGCAAAUGGUUGAGACUGAACUAAAAUUAAUCUGUUGUGACAUUCUGGACGUACUGGACAAACACCUCAUUCCAGCAGCAAACACUGGCGAGUCCAAGGUUUUCUAUUAUAAAAUGAAAGGGGACUACCACAGGUAUCUGGCUGAAUUUGCCACAGGAAAUGACAGGAAGGAGGCUGCAGAGAAUAGCUUGGUGGCUUAUAAAGCUGCUAGCGAUAUCGCAAUGACAGAACUUCCUCCAACGCACCCCAUCCGUUUAGGGCUUGCUCUCAACUUUUCCGUAUUCUACUAUGAAAUUCUUAAUUCCCCUGACCGUGCCUGCAGGUUGGCAAAAGCAGCUUUUGAUGAUGCAAUUGCAGAACUGGAUACGCUGAGUGAAGAAAGCUAUAAGGACUCGACACUUAUCAUGCAGUUGUUACGUGAUAACCUGACACUAUGGACUUCAGAUAUGCAGGGUGAUGGUGAAGAACAGAAUAAAGAAGCGCUGCAGGAUGUGGAAGAUGAAAACCAGUGAGAAAGACAUCAAAGCCAACAAGAGAAUCCAUCUCUGACCACCCCAUUCCUCCCCAUCCCUCCCCCUGAAAAUUUCCCAUUGUCACUGAGAACCACCAAAUCUGACUUUUACAUUUGGUCUCAGAAUUUAGGUUCCUGCCCUGUUGGUUUUUUUUAAAAAACACUUUUCAAAGUUCUUAAAGGCAAGAGUGAAUUUCUGUGGAUUUUACUGGUCCCAGCUUUUAGGUUCUUUAAGACACUAACAGGACUGCAUAGAGGCUUUUUCAGCAUUACUGUAUUGUCUCCGUGCUAGAUGUGGCAAGAUAACCAUUAGACAUGGAUAUUACAUUGGAAUGCCAUUAGACUUCUAGGUGAAGCGAGAGUCUAGGAGAGAGGUUUAUCGCACUGUAGGGCGCAUGUGGUGGCAUUUUUCCUUUUUAUAAUUGUUUAAACCGAAUUUUAUACCAAUGUUUAAAAUUAAUUGGGUGUUUAGCUUGAAGUUACAGGUUGCGUUGGAACGUUUAUUGUAGUGGUUUUGCUGUAAAAAGUGUUUCCAAACUGUGCUGAAAUGGUGCUGGUAACAGCCCAACAAUCCGUGGCUGCUCAUUCUUGCCGACUUUGACCUUCCCUCACAGCAGGUUAGCAUUGAAGGUGGUAUUGAAAAGCCUGCAUGCGUGUUCAAUUCUUUGGGUUUUCUCCUUCCCUUUUCCCCUUCUUCCCCUUUACUCCCUGCCCUCCUUCGCUCGCUCAACCUCUUUCGUUCAGUAUGUGUAACUUGAAGCUAAUUUGUACUACUGGAUAUCUGACUGGAGCCACAGAUACAGAAUCUGUAUUGUUCUUACUGAAACACAGCAUGGAAUUAACAUUAAACUUAAAUAAAACAAACCUAAAUUAAAAAAAAAA